AUGAAUUCAAGACAACAAUUAAUUUCACAAUCUACUAAAAUCUUAAAUUCAAAAUUAUUGCCACCAUUAACAUUAUAUCGUCAAAUUCUAAGGAUACAUCAACAAUUACCAACACCUUUACGUCUAGUAGGAGAUGAUUAUGUUAAAUCAGAAUUUAGACAACAUAAAGAUAUAACAAAUCCAAUUCACAUUGUUGGAUUUUUAACUCAAUGGCAAAAUUAUUUAAAGGUACUUGAAUCACAAAUAUCCAACAAGAAACAUGACCAAGAAGAUUCUAACACUAAUGAUAUUAAUAUUAUUAGUGGCAGUAAGAGCAGUAAAAGUGACAGUGAUGGUGAUGAUAAUGUGAAUAAUAUUAAAUAUGGAAAAAAAUUUGAUGAUUUAGAGAAAUUUAAUGAUCAACAGAUUGGACAAUUGUAUGAAUUAAUGAAAGAAACAAAAGGUGCUUUAUUUAAAGAAUUAGAGAAGAAGAAAAGGAUGUUUGUCGAAAUUGCUGUAACUGUUGCAACUGGUGCAACUGGUGAAAUUGGCGCAACUGGGAAAUUGAUAGCACCUUCCAAAAAUAGAACUAAAAAAGUUGAGUUUGCAAAAAUUCAUGGAAGAAAUGAGGCUAGUCGUCAGUUCAACUUAGAGCCAACAAUGAUUGGUAGGUGGAUUAAAGCUUGUGAAAAAUGGGAUAAAUCUGUAAAAAAUAAAACUAAGGCAUUAGGUUCAGGAAGAAGAGCCUUUUUUCCAGAAGCAGAAGAAAAACUCUACAAAUGGAUUAUUGAACAAAGAAAGCAAGCAUUUGCUGUUACUUAUUAUAAUAUUUCAAAUCAAAUGCAAAAAAUUUUAAAUGAGCCACAUUUCAAAUUUAUAUACCCAGAAGCUAGUGGUUCCUUUAAAUAUUCCAAAAGCUGGUUACUUGGAUUUUUAAGACAUAAAAACCUUUCUUUAUGA
Messenger RNA from Entrophospora sp. SA101, 939 nucleotides. Lineage: Eukaryota; Fungi; Glomeromycota; Glomeromycetes; Entrophosporales; Entrophosporaceae. The record is from the annotation of a GenBank genome assembly.